This is a messenger RNA of Drosophila pseudoobscura, 1636 nucleotides long. Its product is annotated as probable isoaspartyl peptidase/L-asparaginase GA20639. Gene Ontology annotation, molecular function: asparaginase activity; beta-aspartyl-peptidase activity. The coding region runs from base 492 to 1469 and encodes 325 amino acids. Gene Ontology annotation, cellular component: cytoplasm. The record is from RefSeq and is a predicted model, not a curated record. Lineage: Eukaryota; Metazoa; Arthropoda; Insecta; Diptera; Drosophilidae. The transcript has a single exon.
AAUCUGCACAAUGGGGCUAAGACUAGACCUGUCCGUCCCUCAGACAGACACACAUCCAUCCACACAACAAAGUACGAGUGCAAGUACAAGUGGGAGAACGAGUAGUAUAUCCAUAUCAACAUGUGCCAUAAAACACGCACACACACACACGGCACGCACACAGUCCAAAGAUGAUUAUUAUGCGCCUUAUCGGAGUGCAGGCAGGCAGCAGAUCAACAAGGAAAGAAAACAGGUUCUCGACGAGUCGAUUUCUGUAUGCCCUUACGCGGCCCUAGGCCAUGGAUCGAACUAACCACCACUUCGUGUACGUCUGCAUAGUGAGGGCGAGAGUGAGAGCAACUGAUAGUCGCUCUGUCGUCGCGUCCCUCUGGCGAGAGAAUAACAAAGAAGCAACCAUAAAAACAGAGCGCAGUGCUACCCCAGCAAGCGGAGCCUCACUCUUCAAUUGCUCGAGAUAGCAGCAACACCGACGAGAACAAAGAGCUGAGAAAAUGCCACGCCCAGUGCUGCUGAUACACGGAGGAGCCGGGGACAUUCCGGACUCGCGCAUCGCUGGCAAGUUCAAGGGCAUCAAGGAGGCGCUGCGCUGUGCUUGGGGCAGCCUGGUGCCGGCCAGUGGGGCGAAGGGCAGCGCCCUGGACGCCGUCGAGACGGCGGUGCGCAGCAUGGAGCUGGACGAGAACUUCAAUGCCGGCUACGGCUCCUGCUUGAACACCGACGGGCAGGUGGAGAUGGAGGCCAGUCUAAUGGAAGGGCGGGAUCUGCGCGCCGGCUGCGUCACUCUGCUGCGGGACGUGAUGCACCCGAUCACGGUGGCGCGUCGUCUCAUGGAGAAACAGCGGCACACGUUCAUCGGCGGCGAGGCGGCCCAGGAGCUGGCCCUGUCCACGGGCAGCGAGCGGCUGCCAGCGAACGCCUUGGUCACGGAGGGGGCCCGCUUCACGCUGCAACAAUUCAAGGAGCAGCUGAGCCAGGGCAAGGAUCCCUUCUUCGCCCGCACAGAGCUGGCCGCUGAGCAGAAGACCGACCCCAGCGGAGAGACGGUGGGCGCUGUGGCCAUGGACCAGGAUGGCCAAAUUGUUGUCGGCACCUCAACCGGCGGCAUCACGGGCAAGUGGCCCGGUCGCAUUGGCGACACGCCCAUCCUGGGCAGCGGCACCUAUGCGGACAACGCCAGGGGCGGCGUUUCCACCACCGGCCAUGGCGAGACAAUCAUGCGAUACAAUCUGGCCCAGCGCAUCCUGGCCGCCAUCGAGCACAAGGGCAUGUCCGCCCAGGCGGCGGCAGACCAGGAGUGUCGCGAGAUGACCAGACGCAUCGGUGGCACGGGCGGCGCCAUCGUUGUGGGCCAUGCCGGGGAUCUGGGCAUCAGCUUUACAUCGCAACGCAUGGCCUGGGGCUACAUACAGGACGACACCAUCUUCUACGGCAUCGAGGGCCAGGUGGUACACCAGGAGCCGCUCUCUUAGGCACUUGAAUGGUUCUCAUUUAAUGGCUCACACAUUCUUCUAAAAAGAAAGCAGAACUACACGUGAAUAAAUUACUUAAGUUACGAAUCUACGAUCUAAGUUACAAGAAAGCAGCAUACAAAGUUAUGCUAUAAUAUAACUCGUACGUACGUAAAUGCUAUCCAUGA